This is a messenger RNA of Anoplophora glabripennis (Asian longhorned beetle), 3752 nucleotides long. Its product is annotated as dual specificity mitogen-activated protein kinase kinase 7. NCBI's taxonomy places the organism in Eukaryota, Metazoa, Arthropoda, Insecta, Coleoptera, Cerambycidae. The record is from RefSeq and is a predicted model, not a curated record. The transcript is spliced from 9 exons. Gene Ontology annotation, biological process: protein phosphorylation. The coding region runs from base 95 to 2230 and encodes 711 amino acids. Gene Ontology annotation, molecular function: protein kinase activity; ATP binding.
UCCAUUUUAGUUAUGUCAGAAAAUCAGGAUUUUUUGUUUUUUCGGUAACAAAAGUUUCAGGUUAUAUUAGCUGUCAUUGGUUGUGAAUUUGGAAAUGUCUAAUACCCAAAAAAAGAUAAAUGAUUUGUUAGAUCGCCUAAAUCAAGAAAGGAGCCCCCAAAACCAACCAAUGAGUGGCUCAAGCAAUGGAGGGUUACCUCCUAGCCGCCCAAGUUUGUUGGGCCCAAUAAAAAGCAAUAGUCCUGUAAUGUCUCGACCCAAAGUGUUACAAUUCACACCUAGACCAAAUGAUAAUCUAGAAACUGAAAGAAGGUUAAAGGAAAUAAUGAAGAUCAGUGGUGAUUUAAAAAUAGAUGGAGUCCUCUAUAAAACUAAUAUAAAAGAUAUGGAAGAUUUAGAGGAGUUAGGAAAUGGCACCUGCGGUCAUGUAGUUAAAAUGAGACAUAGGCCUAGUGGAAAUAUUAUAGCAGUUAAGCAAAUGCGACGUUCAGGAAAUCCUGACGAAAAUAAAAGAAUCAUAAUGGACAUUGAGGUAGUACUCAAAUCACACGACUGUAAAUACAUAGUUCAAUGCUUAGGCUGUUUCAUAACAGAAUCUGAAGUGUGGAUCUGUAUGGAACUCAUGGACACUUGUUUCGAUAAAUUACUAAAGAGAUUUAAGCAGCCCCUCCCCGAAGAAGUUUUGGGAAAGGUCACAGUUGCGACUGUUGAGGCUUUAUCCUACCUGAAAGACAAACACGGAGUCAUACACAGGGACGUAAAGCCUUCGAAUAUUCUCCUCGAUACUAAAGGUAACGUGAAGCUUUGUGAUUUCGGGAUCAGCGGCAGACUCGUCGAUUCCAUGGCUAAGAGUAGGAGUGCGGGGUGUGCCGCUUAUAUGGCGCCCGAGCGAAUAGAACCGGACCCCCAGAACCCGGACUACGAUGUCCGGGCCGACGUGUGGUCCCUCGGUAUAACCUUAGUGGAAUUGGCGACUGGAAUAUUCCCAUACUCAGAUUGCAAGACUGAUUUUGAAGUGCUCACCAAAGUGAUAGCACAGGAUCCGCCGUCUUUACCUCAGGACAAAGAUUUUAGCCCUGUAUUUAGAGACUUUGUAUCUUGUUGUUUAACUAAAGAUAAGAAACAGAGGCCUAAGUACACGAAACUGAAGAACCACACCUUCAUAAAGAAGUACGAGACUGUGAAUAACGUGAACGUAGGAGAGUGGUAUGUAGCACUUACUCAACGAGCCGAAGACGUGGCAAGUAAGGCGCCGUCCAGACACGCCAUGGCGACGAACCCCAUCCGCCAAUUCUUCACCUCCCACCAGUGGCAACCGCAGGCGUCCCAGAGCCUCACAAACGGGAACUCCCGCCCCACAUCACAAAAACAACAACCCAGCCAACACCCGAUACCGAACCCCCAGCCGGAGGGCCGGACGCCCCACGCGUCCCGCCUCUCCUCGUUCCAGUCCAGUCACCAAAGAGAAAGUCACCAGCCAGCCGCACACCAAAGGACAGACCCACUUCUUCACCAAAGCACCAGCCCAAAUACUAGGAGUUACUCGCCCUUCCAAGCAUAUCAGAACCACGUGGCCUUGCUGAAAGAGCAGAGCUUGAUGGAGCACAAGCCCAUCCCCCUCCCGGGUGAGCGCCAGCAGAGCAACCCGUGCUGUUCGCCCCUGUCGCCUAGGAGGUUGACGGAGAGUCCGGCGAACGCCCCCUACCAGCACAGGAGGGUAGUGAGCGAGAGCAGGUGGAGGUCACCCAAUGCUUCGCCUCUUCCCCUUAGGAGCCAGUUCCAGACGGAAGAGCAGCAGUACAACUGCGGAAAUACCAGCCCCAUCAUAUUGCAGAGGUUCUAUCACCAGCAGAAGCAGCAGCAGAUGGUGAAGGAGGCCGAAGAAUCAGGUAAAAAGCGAUUUGCUUCCUACAUCAAGCUGCAGCUGAGCGGUGACAGAAGCGGGAGGUCGUCAAGGCACCAAAGCCCCGAGCCUCCACCUCGUCUAAACAGACGUUCCAGCAGUGAAAAUCAAAGCCCGCUAGCCUUACGUAGAAAUUUCUUAGAGGCGCAUACCGCCAACUCACCCAGUUUAUCACGAAGGUACGUUUCUCCGACACCGCCGGUGCCACCCCCCAGGAGGUUAUCGGAGAGCACAUCGGUUCCCGGGUCGCCGCAACACCUGCGGUCCAGGUUCCACUACACCCCCGAGCCGCAAAGGAGAUUAUUUCACGACAACGAUAUAUCAUAACACUGGUAUUUAUAGCCUAGUUUGUACUUAGUCAAAGUAAUAUUUUUCGGUUUGUCAGAAAUGUUUGUGUAAGAGAACCCUCAUUCGGUUUGGAAAAUUAUCGUCGGAACUCAGCGGGGUUUCGCGCAGUAAGUUUUAUGAAUGUGCUUUGGUGCUUUUCAUAUAAAAAAAAAAUCUCAGAAAUUUGUCAAAGAUGUCGCAGCAAACGGGCGUGUUUGUCGCUGGAAAAAAUUGCUGUUGAUUUUCUCUAAUCAUAAGGCUGACAUUUUUAACAAGAAAUAAUUGAAUUAUUUUAGAUGUGUACUGCUGAUGCUAUUCUUAAAUUUGUGGUAAGUACGGCAAUUCCAUCUGCGAGCAUCCUUUAUUUCUCCUCAAAAUUAUAAUUUUCCGUGUAAAGAUCCCAAAAGGUUACUUUCACCCUUAAAUAUAGGCCUAUGCAUCCAGAAAUAAGGGGUACCAUAUAGAGUAAUUUUGAAGAACUAUAUUUGUGCAUAUUUUUACAACUUAUACGUAAGACAAAACCAAAAAAAAAAUAAAAUAAAAUAAAAAUCGAAAAAAGUUCUUCGAAACGCCUCACAAGUUUUCAGUUGUUUCUCACUGCCAGAAAAUGCAUAUUCGAAAUCAUGUUGGCAGACUGUUAUUUUUGUUGUUUUUUGUGUUCUUCUUUACGAAGGAAAUAGUCAUCGUACAUUGCUAGUCUUUAAUCCGUCAGGAUAAAUGGUUGCUGGUCGUGUAUUAUUUUAUUUUAAGUGACGAUAUAGCGUGUGACACACGAGGAUUUUAAAAUAUAUCCUUAGUUAAUUCAAACAAACAAAAAAUGCUCAAAAUAUAAAAAAAUACAAGAAAAAAAAAUAUUUCAAACAUAAUAAUUUAUCUUAAUUCAUAUUUAUCUAUCCCACAAGCUUUUAGGGAAAAAUAUUCUAGACUUUUAGAUUUUUGUCCAUAUAUUUUUUUAUUUUUCUGUAAAAAUGUGAGAUAAUGUAUAUAAAUAAUCAUUUUAACUGGAAUUUUAUAUAAAGUUUGUCAGGCGCUAUAUCACAAGACUAUUUUAAUGUGUAGUUUUAGUUUUCAAAGAAAUGUUUGUUAUUGGACUGAUAUUUAUUGUAAGAAAAAAUAACUCGUUUUUUUGGUUCCUCUACCGUCACAUAAUCUCUUUAAAUAUACCUUUUAGGCGCUUCUCUCACUUUUAAUUCACGUUAGAAACCUGAGAGGAAGCCGGACGAAUCGAGGUGUUAUUUUUUCUGCUAUGUUAAUAUUAGUUGAAUUGAUCAUUCUUAACAUUAGUUUUGAGAAAAUAAAAUUAUAGAGAAACGCUAUUUACUAAUUUAUUAUCGAUUGAAGGCUGUUGAUACUUUUUCAAAUUAAUUAUCUUGUAUUUCAUUAAGUGUGAGUUGAAUAUUUUAAAUAUUUUCUGAUUGUAUUUAAUUGUAUAUAAUGAUAAAAGAUGCAAUGCCAUACCUGAGAUAUUAUGUAUAGUUUGAUUUUUAUGAUGUAAAUAUACCUGACUAUGAUUAAAAUAUAU